Messenger RNA from Rhododendron vialii, 1845 nucleotides. RefSeq names its product ABC transporter A family member 12-like. Lineage: Eukaryota; Viridiplantae; Streptophyta; Magnoliopsida; Ericales; Ericaceae. The record is from RefSeq and is a predicted model, not a curated record. The transcript has 3 exons. Gene Ontology annotation, biological process: transmembrane transport; lipid transport. Gene Ontology annotation, cellular component: membrane; intracellular membrane-bounded organelle. Gene Ontology annotation, molecular function: ABC-type transporter activity; lipid carrier activity. Bases 1177 to 1554 code for a protein of 125 amino acids.
GAGUGAGAAAUGGGAGAAAGUAGUCUCCUGGGAAAAUCAUUGGCAUGGGGAGUAAUCCCAUGCUCUCACCCCACACAUGCGCACCUCUCGCACAAUUACCCUUAUAUCCUCCCACGAAGACGUCACACCGAAUAUUCGAACCGUCUAUCUCAACGGGCAGUGCAUUAACAAAGGAAAAAAAAAUACAGCCUAAAAAAAAAAAUCACGGGUCUUUGGAUGGAGCACCAUUGCCUUGGUACAAGUAAUGUCAAAAGUUUUCUAGACGCCCCUUCCAGGUCAUCCAAAGCAGAACAUAUUAGUCAAAGUAAACACAGAUACUUAAAGAACCUGAUUGGUUGAAAAGGGGACGGGAGGACUGCCUUUUGUUGAUCUGAAUGGACGGGAGGACUGCCGCCUUGUCGAUUGAGUGGAUGGGAAGGCCGCUGCUUGCUGGGGAUAAGUUGAGUGAAACUGGAGGACCGCCGCUUGUUAAAUUUGGACAGAACAGGCUGACUCUGAGGUGGACUCCCCUAGGGAAUUGGUCAUGGGCGAAUCAUCACUGCUUGGGGACCAAUCCUUCUUCAGCACACAAAGAACUCCAACAAUCAAGGGUAGGUCGCGUUAGGGAAGUUAAAUUCCAUCUGAUGGGAAUCAGAGCCAAUCUCCUUAUCAAGGACCAUCCGAGUCAGAGCAAUAAGGCUGUUGGAAUAUACUCUAAUAGUUAGACCGAAGUGGAUCAGAACAGGUGGGUGGUUGUCGUGGACAGGUGAACCAUCAUUGAUUUGAAGUUGGACGGGCAAACCGUCGUUGAUUUGAGAUUGGAUGGGCGAACCGUCAUUGAUUUGAGAUUGGACGGGCGAAUCGUUGUUGAUCUGAAAUUAGACAGGUGAACCAUCGUUCAUCUGAAGUUAGACGGGCGAACCGUCGUUCAUUUGAAAUUGGACGGGCGAACCGUCAUUCAUUUGAGGUUGGAUGGGCGAACCGUCGCUGAUUUGAAGUUGGACGGGCGAACCGUCGUUGAUUUGAGGUUGGACGGGUGAACCAUCACUGAUUUGAAGUUGGACGGGCGAACUGUCCUUGAUUUGAGGUUGGACGGGCGAACCGUCGCUAAUUUGAAGUUGGACGGGGGAACUGUUGUUGAUUUGAGGCUCUGGCUCCGGCUCCAGUUCUUGUAGUGAAUAGAUCCCAGCACAUUCAAUGGAAGAAGCUGAGCAUCUCUGUGACAGUGUAGGAAUAUUUGUGGAUGGCAGCUUGCAAAGCAUAGGAAAUGCAAAACAGUUAAAGGCCCGAUAUGGAGGAUCUUAUGUGUUCACAAUCACGACAUCAUCGGACAAUGAGCAAGAAGUGGAGAGGUUGGUUUGUGGUCUCUCCGUGAGUGCUAACAAGACGUACCACAUAUCUGGAGCCCAAAAGUUUGAGCUUCCGAAAAACGAGGUCAGAAUAGCAGAUGUGUUUGAAGUAGUUGAGGCUGCAAAGAGCAAAUUUACUGUUCAAGCGUGGGGUCUAGUUGAUACUACCUUGGAGGAUGUCUUUAUCAAGGUCGCACGUGCGGCAGAGGCCUUCAACGUCAUAUGAUCGCUAGUGCCAAUAAAGUUUGAGGAUUCUGCAUUACUGCGAUGAUAAAAAACUGGUUUACUUCAGAGUUAUUUAGUUGUUGUAGGGAGGUGAAAAAACUGUAUAUGAAUGUUAAAGCAUUCAUAUGAAUGUUAUUUGUUUAGAGUUAUUUAGUUAGUUAGUGUAAUUUGUUUUCAGAACUGUUCACUUAACAAUAUGAAUGUUAAAGCAUUCAAGCUUUGUAAUAAUAGUAUAAUAAGAACAUACCCAAUAGCCUUCUUUCACAGAUGAUAAUUGUUAAAUUUUCAAAUC